Molecule: messenger RNA, 1767 nt
Organism: Helianthus annuus (common sunflower)
Lineage: Eukaryota; Viridiplantae; Streptophyta; Magnoliopsida; Asterales; Asteraceae
Exons: 2
Coding region: 1-1767 (588 amino acids)
Source: RefSeq, a predicted model, not a curated record
AUGGCGGACGCGGAAGAGAAUAGGAUCUUGAAUGAAAUUGGAAAACCGUCACUCGAUGGUUUACCUGCGAGCAUCAAUGCACCGACAAUCGACAAUAAUAAUUUCGAGAUCAAGGCUGGCACUAAAUCGAUGUUGCAGAAUGCGAUACAGUUUUAUGGCAAGGAUCACGAGGAUACUAGUGUCCACAUCGCGGGGUUUCUAGAGGUUUGUGCCAUGUUUAGGAUUCGUGAUGCAUCACCGGAUGCUAUCCGCCUUCGGCUCUUCUCGUUUUCUUUACGGGAUAGAGCCAAGGAGUGGCUUCUUUCACUUCCAGCUGGAUCUAUCACCACAUGGAAUAAAUUAGCUGAGAAGUUCCUUCAGAAAUAUUUCCCUCCAGAGAAAACUGUUCGGUUGAGAAACAAGAUUCUGAACUUUCGUCAGGACGAGGACGAGUCCCUUUACGAGGCAUGGGAGCGUUUAAAAGAGCUUAUGAGAAAGGUCCCACAUCACGGGUUGCCCAAGUGGCAACAAUGUCAGAUCUUCUACCAUGGUUUGGACAGUCAGGGACAGAUGAUGGUUGAUACAUACUCGGGUGGUGAUAUCGGCACGAAAAAUACCACCGAGGCAUUUGAGAUUCUGGAAAAGUGUGCCGUGAAAAACCAGACGCAACAGCCCCUGAGGGGAAAGAGUUCUCGGCAGGGAGUUCAUCAUGUGGACGACUACACAGCCAUGAUAGCAUGUAUGGACACCUUAUCUUCGAAAUUUGAUCGAGUGAUGGAAAUGCACUCGAGAGGUUCUUCGAGUGGGGGAGCAUAUCAGGUAGGUGAUUUUUCGACGGGAGAGAUGUCACACGAGCAUGUUGAUUUCAUGGGAAACCAAUACUGUGCUCAAAAUAAUCCCUACAGCAAUACUUAUAAUCCGGGGUGGAAGAAUCAUCCAAAUUUUAGUUGGAAGCCUGACGCUUCUAACCAGCAUCCGCCUGGAUUUGCUCCACGUCCCACAGCUCCAGUUCAUGGAGCAUAUGGUCCACCUCGACCUCAGCAGGCACCUUCUUCUAGUGAUCCCAGUGUGCAUGAUAUGCUUAGUCAAAUCUUAGCUGGUCAAAACACUCAAAAGGCAGAGAAUGAGAAGCGCUUUAGGGAGUAUGACGGCCGUUUCACGAGGCACGAGAAGCCUAAUCCAAAUGCUACUGCAAAGGCCAUCACGUUGAGAAGCGGAAAGACCGCUCAAGCCAUCCCUCCGGCUGUCCCAGAAAAGCCAGUCGAUGACGAUGAGGUUGAUAAGGAGAUUGAGGCUGAGUCUCUGGGUGAGGUGCAACAGAGGCGAGUCCCAGCAAGUACCGCACGACCCAAGGAGCCAGUGAGAGAGUAUGUCCCUCCCAUUCCAUAUCCGGGGAGGUUAAAGAAGCAAAAAAUGGAAGAACACUAUGGUAAGGAACUUCAUAUAAAUUUACCAUUUGUCGAGGCACUUGCUCAAAUGCCUAAGUAUGCCAAGUUUCUGAAGGAUAUCCUAUCCAACAAAAAGAAACUUGAGGAGCUUUCGCAGGUGACCUUGAAUGAGGAGUGUUCAGCGGUUCUUCAGAACAAACUACCGAAGAAGAUGAAUGAUCCUGGGAGUUUCACUAUCCCGUGUUUGAUUGGUAGUUUGUCGGUCAACAAUGCAUUAGCUGAUCUUGGAGCUAGCAUAAACCUCAUGCCAUAUCCGGUUUUUACUAAGCUAGACUUGGGAGAGUCCAAGCCGACUCGUAUGAGCAUUCAGCUAGCCGACCGUUCAGUGAAGUACCCUUGA